This is a messenger RNA of Anopheles bellator, 1048 nucleotides long. RefSeq names its product uracil phosphoribosyltransferase homolog (gene kri). The transcript is spliced from 4 exons. Bases 190 to 867 code for a protein of 225 amino acids. Lineage: Eukaryota; Metazoa; Arthropoda; Insecta; Diptera; Culicidae. The record is from RefSeq and is a predicted model, not a curated record.
CUCGCUACAAAAGGUGUUUGUUUCGCUGCGACCUACAUUUCCAAGACGUGCCCUUUUUUACACCGGUGGAAGGUGAGCAGUUGGCCAACGCAACAUAGGAUAAAAGUGCAAAACACUGCGGCCAGAAAAACGGGUGUGAUCAGGGUGCGAGAGAUAGCAAAGGCGAAAACAAAACAAACACAGCACACCAUGUGCAGCGGCACCAACGGUUCCGGCGAUGGGCCGGAAGUGCUGUCGGACGAUCCGAGGGAUUACGGAAGCAACAUGAAAAUCCUGGCCUACAACGACCAGAUCAAGGAGCUGCAGACGAUCAUACGCGACAAAAACACCACGCGCAGUGACUUCAAGUUCUACGCCGACCGGCUUAUACGCUUAGUCAUCGAGGAAAGCCUCAACCAGUUGCCAUACUCCGACUGCUCGGUCGUCACACCGACGGGAGCGAUUUACGAUGGGUUGCGGUACCGGUCCGGCAACUGUGGCGUAUCCAUAAUACGGUCCGGUGAGGCGAUGGAACAAGGCCUACGCGACUGUUGCCGGUCGAUACGGAUUGGUAAGAUUCUGGUCGAGUCGGACGCGGAAACGCACGUGGCAAAGGUGGUGUACGCGCGCUUCCCGGACGAUAUCGCGCACCGGCAAGUGUUGCUCAUGUACCCGAUCAUGGCCACCGGCAACACAGUCAUACAGGCUGUGAACGUGCUGAAGGAUCAUGGCGUCAAGGAGGACUCCAUCAUUUUGUCGAACCUGUUCUGCACUCCGGUGGCCGCCCGCAUGGUUGUGACCGCGUUUCCCCAUUUGAAGAUACUUACCUCCGAGCUGAACCCGGUGGCACCGAACCACUUUGGGCAGAGGUACUUCGGGACGGACUAAGGCCAGGGUGUGACCAAUUACGCUGCGUCACUCCUCGCGGGUCGAUGACCGCUUCUAUCCUCAGUCAAGGCAAAGUUACUUUUUUAAGUGUGCAUUAGGCAAUAGCUAGAAGUAAGCAACAUAAAGUGCAGCAAAGUGAAGCCUACAGACAGCGCGCACGUCAUCGCACGGACAAAUGCGU